Molecule: messenger RNA, 1332 nt
Organism: Linum trigynum
Lineage: Eukaryota; Viridiplantae; Streptophyta; Magnoliopsida; Malpighiales; Linaceae
Source: the annotation of a GenBank genome assembly
AUGAGGAGCAGCAAUGACGGUAAUUCAAACUUGGAUUCGAGAUUCAGCCAAACCCUCAAGAACGUUCAAGGGAUGCUCAAAGGGCGUAGUAUUCCUGGUAAAGUAUUGCUAACCAGGAGGUCGCCAGCAGAGGAGGCAAGUUUACAAGAACAUUCUCCUACUUUUCAAAGAAGCUUUUCUGAAAAUGAUGCUGGUACAAGUAAUCGGAGUGACACAUCAAAGGAGGAUGAUGUGUGGACUGCAAAGAAGCCAAAUAGUAGUUCCAUUGCGAAUAAACUAAAACCUAGUACCCCCAGUAUCGAAGUUUCAUCUGGAGAAGUUCAGAAGUCCAGUGUGGGUGCUAGAGCUACGGAUUCUGCAAGAGUUAUGAAGUUCACUAAAGAAUUAUCAGGAGCAACUGUAAUGUUAGAUAAACUUUGUGAGUUGGCUUGGAGUGGUGUACCUCCAUAUAAGCGCCCAGAGGUUUGGAGGCUUCUCUUGGGAUAUGCACCAUCUAAUUCAGAUAGGAGGGAGGUAGUCCUGAGAAGGAAACGGCUGGAGUAUUUUGAAUGUGUAGCUCAAUUUUAUGACAUCCCUGAUUCUGAACGUUCAGAUGAUGAAGUCAACAUGCUUCGCCAGAUUUCUGUUGACUGCCCAAGAACUGUGCCUGAUGUUACAUUCUUUCAGCAGCCACAAGUUCAGAAGUCCUUGGAGCGCAUUCUUUAUACAUGGGCCAUUCGCCAUCCAGCAAGUGGAUAUGUUCAGGGUAUAAAUGAUCUUGCCACACCAUUUCUGAUUGUUUUCUUGUCCGAACACUUAGAGGGAGAUAUAGAUAGUUGGUCCAUUAGCGAUCUCCCUCUAGAGAAGAUCUUCGAUGUGGAAGCUGAUUGUUACUGGUGUCUGUCAAAGUUACUGGAUGGCAUGCAAGAUCAUUACACAUUUGCUCAACCGGGGAUACAGAGGCUCGUGUUUAGGCUAAAAGAGCUGGUUAGGCGCAUUGAUGAACCCAUUUCAGUACACAUGGAGGAGCAAGGGCUUGAAUUUCUUCAAUUUGCAUUUCGGUGGUUCAAUUGUCUAUUAAUUCGGGAGAUCCCUUUCAAUCUGGUUACCCGACUGUGGGACACGUACCUUGCUGAAGGAGAUGCAUUGCCCGAUUUCCUUAUCUACAUAUUCGCUAGCUUUCUUCUGACGUGGUCGGACAAGCUUCAGAAGCUCGAUUUCCAGGAGCUGGUAAUGUUCCUCCAGCACCUGCCGACUAAUAACUGGACGGACCAGGAGCUCGAGAUGGUCCUCUCCCGAGCGUACAUGUGGCAUAGCAUGUUCAACAACUCUCCCAGCCACUUGGCCAGCUAG